CUUUGUGAUUGGCUGACAGCUACACAUCAACAUUUUUAUUUUGGGGCCGUCCCCGGCUUGUGCACGCGGAGUUGUAUACAUUUCUGUACCAUAAACCCGCGUGCACUUUUCAGCACUAGCACGGCGUGGACAGCAGCCCCCACGGUUGUGCGCCUCUCAGUCGUUAUCUUCUCAGGGAUUCUUUAUUGUUAGGCUUAACGACGUGGAGACACUACCGCCACACCACGCCACACAUUGUUUGUUUGCUCUCUACCAGGAGGCUGUAAUUCUGUUGGAAGCGGCGGCAUUGUAGCUUUACUACAAAUGGCUACAAAUGACGGCAAACAAAGGUAAAACAAGAAUAUUCAUCCGAGCUGGUGCUGCGCUUUAGUGGCGGUGCUCUUCAGUAGUCGCGCCAGGUCUCCAUUGUGUGAGCAUCUCGGUGCUAUUUUCCACUGCUGCCCACCCCCGGAGCCCUCACCCCCCACACACCGCACAUCAGCUACAACUCUUUUGGACUUGUUUUUUGUUCGUUGGGAACCACAAGCCCACCGAAAAUGUGCUCCCGUCUUUGGUUCGUGACCGACCGGCGUAUCAGCCAGGAGUACCCCCAAGUUCAGAUCCUCCGGGCAUUGAAGGAGCGCUGCGCCGAGGAGGAUGUGGAAUUCCGCUCUCUUCUCAUGGAUCAAAUCGUGCUCACCAUCAGCGAGGGACAAUUGGGCCUGCAAGUGGACCAAGAAACAGUGACAUCAUAUCCACAAGUGGUGGUGGUGCGGGUGCCCACGCCAUGGGUGCAGUCAGACAGUGACAUCACCGUGUUGCGCCACCUGGAGAAAAUGGGAUGUCGCCUCAUCAACCGUCCUCAAGCUAUACUCAACUGUGUCAACAAGUUCUGGACCUUUCAGGAGCUUGCUGGCCAUGGCGUGCCUCUGCCUGACACUUUCUCCUACGGGGGGCAUGAUAACUUCCGAAAAAUGAUUGACGAGGCAGAGCCGCUUGGCUACCCGGUGGUAGUGAAGAAUGCACGUGGCCACAGAGGCAAAGCAGUGUUCUUGGCACGGGACAAACACCACCUGACAGACCUGUGCCACUUGAUCCGCCAUGACACCCCCUACUUGUUUCAGGAGUAUGUCAAGGAGUCACAUGGCCGUGAUGUGCGGGUGGUCCUGGUGGGUGGCCGGGUCAUCGGCUCCAUGCUACGCUGUUCCACCGAUGGACGUAUGCAGAGCAACUGCUCCCUGGGUGGUGUGGGAAUGAUGUGCCCACUGAACGAGCAAGGCAAGCAGCUGGCCACAGAGGUGUCAAAUAUCCUGGGCAUGGACGUGUGCGGCAUUGACCUCCUGCAGCUUAACGAAGGUUCCUUUGUAGUCUGCGAGGCCAACGCCAACGUGGGCUUCAUCGCCUUCGACCAGGCCUGUGGCAUGGAUGUGGCGGGUAUCGUGGCCGACUACGCCCUGUCUAUGCUCCCCAACCGCCUCACCCGCAAGAUGUCCCUUUUGUCGGUCGUCUCGAGCACCAGCGAAACCAGCAGCGAGCCUGAGGUGUGCCCUGUGCCUCCCGGCGGUGGCUCCCUGCCUGAGGCUGUCUGCAACAUGAGUGUGGGCUCCACUUCCAGUGAGAGCGACCCCGAGCUGGCAGAGCCUUCCCAGUCAUCCCCCUGCCAAGCCUCAGCUCUGAGACUCCCCGACCCGGCCUACAACUUCAACACACUUCUCGCCAAUGAGAUCAAGCUAUUGACUGAGUGAGAGGCAAGCCGCCUGCACGCACCAGCAAACACACGCCUGUAUGCAUAGCUCCAUACACACAUACCUGUACAUCCAUUCCUUCUGACAAACAUAUAACAAUGAAUGCAAAAACAAAACCAGAGACACAGCCACAGCAAAGCAAACAUUAAAACACAAUUCUUCCACAAUUCUAACUCUCUUGAAAAGAUCUGAGGCUGCUCCCCUGACUCUCCUUCCUAAACCCCCUUCAUACUUUGUCAAUUGAAGUCCACAGUUCUUUGGUGAAUUUAUGAGUACAGUGUUCCUUCGUUUAUCGCGGGGGAUAGGUUCCCAAAAUAGCCCACAAGAAAUGAAAUCCGCGAAGUAGCCAACUUAAUUUUUUUUAGAGUUAUUAUAUAUGUUUUAAGGCUGUAAAACCCCUCACUAUACACUUUAUACCCUUUUCUCCGACAGGCAUUAACAUUUUCUCACAUUUGUCUCAUGUUCAAGCCUUCGUUUGAAUUUUAAUGCUCAACCUACAAGGUUGGACACAAUCAAUUAUUAAGUGACUCACACGUAUUUCACUCCUCUGCCUCUUCAUCCUUGCGGCGAUUCGCUGAAGCAUUUUCGUAUCCUUUUUAAAACAUAUUGUUGCUGUCGUCGUAUUUAUCAGUAAUGGCGCCCUACAGCCGCGUAACGGCUACCUUCCUUCAGGAUGUCCAGAAGUCAAACUUUUUGUGCGACGGUUAGCAUCUUCCUCCGCCUUUUGGGUGCAGAACGUUUCGUCUACAUUGUGGGUUUUGUCGGGGAGAAAACGUGCAAACAUACAGAGUUCAGAGUCUCUGCAAGCUGUUAGCUAGCGAUCAGACAACACGAAACACGGCAGUUUGGCACGACGGAGAUUGACUGACAGUGGUCUACGGCCAAUCAGGACGCAGAAGACAAUGCGCGUUCACAUGCUGUAAAAAAAAAAAAAAAAAAAAAGCACUAAAAUUGCACUAAAA
This is a messenger RNA of Dunckerocampus dactyliophorus (ringed pipefish), 2686 nucleotides long. It is a transcript of the gene rimkla, whose product is annotated as ribosomal modification protein rimK-like family member A. The coding region runs from base 537 to 1724 and encodes 395 amino acids. NCBI's taxonomy places the organism in Eukaryota, Metazoa, Chordata, Actinopteri, Syngnathiformes, Syngnathidae. The record is from RefSeq and is a predicted model, not a curated record. Gene Ontology annotation, cellular component: cytoplasm. Gene Ontology annotation, biological process: protein modification process. The transcript is spliced from 5 exons. Gene Ontology annotation, molecular function: metal ion binding; ligase activity, forming carbon-nitrogen bonds; ATP binding.